GGCGGGGCCUGCAGGUGGUAGAGCCAUAAAAGCAGAGGCUGAGCACUGCCUCCCGGGUCAGCCAAGUUCUCCCAGUUGCAGCUGAGCCUGCCUCCUAGGCUCACAGAGGCUGCAAGGCGCCAGAGGUGGUGCUCGAUUCCCAUCUGCUCCCAAGCGGCACCUGGGCAGCAGGGAGGGCGUGGACCUGCAGGGGCCAUUCCAGACUUCCAGUAAGUGCAUCUCAGAGACAGCUCAGAAUGAGUCAGAGGACAAAGGCUAUGCACAAGAAGCUGGGUGUGGUCAAGCAGGAAUAUUAGAUCCUACAAUGGGAGCACCACCAUGCCACUAACAGGAACACACAGGCCUUCAGUGAACCUGGAGGUCUCCACCCACAGCAGAAAGGUCCGCCAAGAGCCCUGAGGAGAUGGACCGCGGGACCAGAUACCCCAUCUUCAGUGACCCACACUCAGCUCGUGUCACUGGGCUGGCACUGGAUGGGGACGCCAGUUACAGGAUUGAGCUGGUGGGUGUGGGGCCUGAGGACAAUGGCUGGGUUCAGGACGAGAUCCAAGCUUUUCCAACGGACUGGGAGACCCAUGUGGACAGCACAGAGACACGGGUGCUCCGUGGCAGAUACACUGUUCUCGGCCACCCAGCGAAGGACAGGGAUGAAGAGACAAAGGUUUACCUCCUGGAUGCCAGCCAUGGCCCUCCCAGGCAGCUGCAGGACCUGGAGCGCGAGCGCCGGGCGGUCAUCCAGGGGCAGGCGGUCAGGAAAGGCAGCACAGUGGCCACGCUUCGUGGUACCCCUGAUCACCAGGACGGCUGGCCACCCGGCCCCCUGCAGUCCAGUCCCCUGGAAGAGGAAGACGUGAUCGACAGGGAGCAGAUUGAUUUCCUGGCGGCUAGGCAGCGCUUUUUGCAGCUAGAGCAGGCGGGCGUGAACAGGACCUCGGUCUCCCAGAGUCCCCUGGCCAGAGUGUCCCCAGCACGUGCCCAGCUGGGGUUCAUCCAGGCCCCCAAGGCCUCACAUGAGCCCCAGCUGGCCAAUGGGUAUGUUGUCCCCGCCGCCGCCCAGGACAAGGAGGUAGUCAUGGUGGAGAAGACGGCUCGUAGUUUUGUUACUGGACCCGGCGUCCAAGCUGUGGACAACUCCAGCCCUUGGUCCCAAGCCACUAACAACUCCAGCUUCCGCUCCCAAGACAAAGGCCACCCCAGCUUCAAAUCCCAAACCCCAGAUGUCUCCCACCUCUGGUCCCAACCCACGGAAGACCCUGGCUCCUGGGCCCCAGAGCUCCCCAAGGAGACACCCAUUGAGCGGGAGAUCCGGUUAGCCCAGGAACGCGAGGCAGACCUGCGGGAGCAGAGGGGCCUGGGGCGGGCAGCUGGCCACCAGGAGCUGGUAGAGAUCCUCACCCGGCCAGUGCUGACCAAAGCUAGCCUGACCGAGUCCCCACGGAGGGACCGGGGCCGCCCAUCCCUGUAUGUGCAGCGUGACAUGGUGCAGGAGACCCAGCGGGAGGAAGACCACCGACGGAUGGGCCUGCAGCCCAGUGGGACAUCCACGCCUGACUGGGUCUCCGAAGACCCCCAGCCUGCACUUGAGAGGACACUGAGCUCAGAGUCCAUCCUCAACCCCAUGCCAGAUGCCCGGGCAGCUGACCAGGCUCCAGAGACAAGGAAGGUGAACCGUAUACCACCCGACGCCUAUCAGCCGUACCUGGGCGGCGGGAUCCCCCAGCAAGAGUUCUCACCAUUCUGGGGAUACCGCAAGCCUAGUGCUGCCCCCACAGCAGAGGCCAAACCUUUGGGCUCUCCAAAGUCCCUGGGUUUUCAGAGGCCUCUCUCAGAAUCCUCCGGAAAACCUGUGAGCACAAAGUCCCCUAGGGGACACCUGCAAGCCAGCAGGACCACGGUGCCACGGGAGUACUUCUGCCUGCGACCCCUGCAGUUCAGGGUCCCAGAGGUGCAGCAUCAGGCUGAGACCCCCCAUGUCUGGGGCUGGGAGGAGGCCGGGGCCCCAGCGUUGAGGCUGAAGAGGACCCAGUCAUCUGAUCUGCUGGAGAGGGAGGUGGAAGAUGUCCUUCGCAGGGAGCGGGAGAUGGAGGAGCAGCGGAGGAGCGCUUCCUUCCCUGAAGUCUUCUCCCCAGUGUCGGAGGAUGAGGGCUGUGAGCGAGACUCUAGGAGCUCCUCCAGGGCAUCUGGCAUCACAGGCAGUUACUCCGUGUCCGAGUCACCCCUGUUCACCCCCAUCCACCUGCACUCAGGCCUGGUAUGGACGGCGGAGCCCCCGACAGACGGUGCUGCUGAGCACAGGAGAAAGGGACAGUGGUAUGCUGGCAUCAACCCCUCGGAUGGCAUCAACUCAGAGAUCUUGGGAGCCACCCGCGUGACCCGCCACAAGAACGCCAUGGCCAGGCGCUGGGAGGCUGGCAUCUACGCCAGCGAGGAUGAGGACUGAGCCUGCCCCUGGCACAGCCAGCCGGUCCCUGUGCCGCCCUGUCGGAACUGCCCGCCCCGGAGGAGCCCCUGACCGCCCCCGACACGGCCGGCCGCUGUGAAACUCCCCGUCUGAGAACGCGGGUCAGUGCCAUGGCCGCGGCGGGUACAUUUUAAACUCCAGCGUUUUCUGUGCCACUUUUUACGUGCCUGGCAGAUGUUUUCCUGGUUUUAGGUCGUCGGCUGGGACUGAAGAGAGAGCCCCGCUGAUUCUUUG
Messenger RNA from Chinchilla lanigera (long-tailed chinchilla), 2695 nucleotides. It is a transcript of the gene Misp, whose product is annotated as mitotic spindle positioning. The record is from RefSeq and is a predicted model, not a curated record. The transcript is spliced from 6 exons. The coding region runs from base 404 to 2440 and encodes 678 amino acids. NCBI's taxonomy places the organism in Eukaryota, Metazoa, Chordata, Mammalia, Rodentia, Chinchillidae.